UCCAGCGCAGCCGGUGGCCGUGGCCGCCCCAGCGGGGCUGGGACCUCACCGGGCAAAGCCGGGGCAGCAGACGGGGUCGCGUCCCCGCGGCGGAGGCGGAGGCCGCCGGGAGCCCCUGGGCGGGCAGGUCGCGCUCCCCGCGGCUUCACCGCGGCAGGAAGUUGCUCAAGCCCCGCGAAGGCUGAGCGGUCACCAUCAGGCCGCAAAGAGGAACCGGGGCCGCGAUGGCAGCAGGAAAAUGACCCCCCGCCCAGAAGGCGCGCCGGCCCCGGGAGCGCAGGGCUGGGCCGCGGCUGAGCGGGGCCGGGGCUCCUCGCGGGUCGCCGCCCCGCCGGACUCUCGCCGCAGCCUCCGCGCCGGAGGCGCCCGCCCGCAGCCUGCAGGACGCCCGCCCGCGGCUCCUUCGCUUUCUGUUCGUGGAAACUUGUUCCCGUAAACGAAAAUCGAAAAUCAGAGACACCAGGAUCCGGGCUGGGGACGCCGAGCGGGAGCCCCCGGGGCCGGGCUUCGCUGCCGCCGGCCGGAGCCGCAGCCAGCAUGGACGUCCUCCGGCUCCUGAUGCUUCUGACGCCCGCCUGCCUCCCGCAGGAAGCCGCCCAGGGGCCAAAGCCACCGAUCCAGAACGUAAGGAUGGAUCCGGAACGGGGCAGAUUAACCUGGGAGCUCAAUGCACGUGCGUCUAAGAUUCUGUGCACCAAGGAUCCGGAUCAACAGCAGUGGGCGCAGGACACAUACUGCUCCUACCAGACUCUCUCCCUGUGCAACGUGACCAAGUACACGGUCCAGGUGCACAGCCCCCCCUUCUCCACCUGGAUCCUGUUCCCCGAGCGAGACGAGCAGCCCGAGACGGCCCCUGCAGACCUCAGCUGCUGGGUGCACGACGUGGACUUCAUGAGCUGCCGGUGGGCCGUGGGCAGGGCCGCCCCCAGCGACACCCAGUACCGUCUCUACUGGAAGGACCGGAGUCGCUACAGAGAGUGUGGCCACUACCAGACGGACAGCGGGGGCAGGCACGUGGGCUGUCGUUUCCCCGGCAUCUCCCAGUACCCCAGGAUCUUUGUGGUCAUGGUGAACGGAACCAGCCAGCUGUCCAGCAUCUCCUGCCGGGAUUACCUGGCAGAUCUGUAUGAAAUGGAGAAACUCAGUCCACCCAGCAUCACUGCCAAGUGUAACAAGAGCUCCUCCUUCAUGGAGUGGAAGAUGUUCAGCCACUUCAACAAGUACUUCCAGUAUCAGCUUCAAGUGCACAAGAGUCCAGGAACCAGCAUCACGGAAAACAUUUCCACAAACUUCUUCCAGUUGGCCAAUCCCGGCAACUACAUGGUGAAGAUGAGGGUCAGGUCCGACGGGAACGUCCACAGCGAAUGGAGCCCGUGGGGCGCCCCCCAGCGCUUCCGGUGUGACUCCGACGAGGAGCGGCCCGCGCGCAUCCUGCGCACGUCUCUGCUGGUGGCGGCAGGGACGCUGGCCGUCGCGCUGCUGGGGCUGUUGCUCUGCAAACGGUUCUCCUUGAUGCGGAGACUCUUCCCUCCCAUCCCCCGCGUGCGAGAGCCCGUCUGCGACCCCGUGCUCGGCGGCGAGCUGUUGGUCCUGGAGGCUGGCCGAGAGGACUGCCCAGUGGUCGAGGUGCAGGCUCUGGAGGAGACGUGACGCCCAAGCGCAGGACACGCGAGCCUGUCCGGCCGGACCUCUGGACAAGUGGACACCGCAGAGGGAGGGGCAGGAGACGCGCAGUCGGCGCUGCAAGGGGACAAACCGCGCCUUGGGUCUGCUUCCCAAGCGCCCUCCGCCUGCUCGCUGGCUCGUCGCGGGACCUCGCGCCAUCUGGGGACCCGGGACCGCCGCGCGCAGGCGGCUUCUACGUGGCCCCGCCCACUACACCCCGGGAGCGGUGGGAUGGUCCACCAUGCCCGCCCCAUUUGGGGUGGCGUCCUGCCGCCGCGGAUGGAUUUCCCUUCGCCGUCAAUCACCUAAAUCGUCUGCAGCCAGCCCGGUGGCGCGCUUCCACCCGUCUGUCCCCAGAGCCCAAGGGUGUGGGCUCCGGCGCCCCGUUAAUGGUCACCACACUUGAGUUCGCUGGGGACAGCCAGCGCAAACCCCAGGGGAAUGGCCUUGGCAGGGACUUUUGGAGAAAGCUGUCGGGCCCCGCCUACUGCCACUUUCCUCCAGCUCAGCUGGGGGCGGUCCUUGUCACUGUAGAGUCUCCGAAAUGACAGCUGGAGACCCGGGCACCUGGUCUUGACCCUGGCGAGGCGGUCAAGUCCACACCCGCAGCCCCUCCUAGAAUCAAGGGCCCCGUGAUGUUCGGAACAACUGAACCGGAUCGAGUUGUGCCCAGUCCAGAGCUGGCACCUGGGCAGGCCAGCUGGGCACCAGGGUCAGGUUCCCUGGGGAGGAGCUGCAGGUGACUGGGGCCAGUCCUGCAGGCUCCGGCCACGUGACCAGCACCCGACACCCUGAGCUCACAUGUCUACCUGGGCAUACCUGGACCUGCCCUCUGCAGCCAGGGACCCUAGAAGACCCAAGAGGAUCUGGGGUCCUCACGACUGGGGCACAGG
This is a messenger RNA of Sciurus carolinensis (gray squirrel), 2558 nucleotides long. RefSeq names its product interleukin 3 receptor subunit alpha (gene Il3ra). Gene Ontology annotation, cellular component: membrane; external side of plasma membrane. The transcript is spliced from 12 exons. The coding region runs from base 538 to 1650 and encodes 370 amino acids. The record is from RefSeq and is a predicted model, not a curated record. NCBI's taxonomy places the organism in Eukaryota, Metazoa, Chordata, Mammalia, Rodentia, Sciuridae. Gene Ontology annotation, biological process: cytokine-mediated signaling pathway; immunoglobulin mediated immune response. Gene Ontology annotation, molecular function: protein binding; cytokine receptor activity.